CUUAAUGGUAUUUUAGUCCUUUGACAGCCGAAUUAGAGUCCAAAUGUUCUAGCUUAUGAGGUUUUUUUUUCUUACUGUCUCUCUCAGGUGUGUGCUUUGUUAUGAUUUGGGGAAUUGGGGGCAGAAUGUUUCUGAGGUAUUUUUCAACCAAGCCAAAGCCGAAGAUGAAGCCAAUAGAGCUUAGCAUGCCACUGGAGCAAACUGAGACCAUCGCAAGGGUUAUAUUCAACAUAGUCAAGGAACAUGGUCCUCUCACUGUUGCUGAGACUUGGGAACGCGUCAAGGAAGUUGGAUUGAGAGGAUUGACAGGCAAAAGCCACAUGAAAAUAGUGUUGAGAUGGAUGAGGGAGAGGCAGAAGCUCAGGUUGAUAUGCAAUCAUGUAGGGCCGCACAAGCAAUUUCUGUACACAACUUGGUUCACAAAAUCAAACAACAUCAAGCAGGCAAAAUCAGUGAGUCAUUCUUCACAAUCUCAACCCAAGCUGCCUUGACCAUCACAGAGCUAAUAAAAAUACAUGACAUAUUGACAGUCUAAAGGUGCUUUCUCU
This is a messenger RNA of Pistacia vera, 548 nucleotides long. RefSeq lists its product as uncharacterized. The transcript has 2 exons. NCBI's taxonomy places the organism in Eukaryota, Viridiplantae, Streptophyta, Magnoliopsida, Sapindales, Anacardiaceae. The coding region runs from base 102 to 491 and encodes 129 amino acids. The record is from RefSeq and is a predicted model, not a curated record.